GUAUAUAGCUUCAUACCUACCAUACUUCAAGGUGAGCGGACCGCCGACAAGUGGCUCUUCUAUUGGACUUACAGGAACACAGCUUCAGAUCCAUCUCAUGAGGUUGGCCUGAAGAAUGAUUAAAACAAACUGGGCGCUGAUUGGCUGCCUGGGCCUGGUCCUGGCAGUAACACUACAGCUGGGUGCGUCUUUAGACACCAUCGUGGAAGAAAAGGCACCUAACUACACCACCGCCCUCAACGGCAACUGCUCCAAGAAUCAGUUCCUCUACUGCGAUCUGGAGGCCAUCUGUACGGAGCUGGUCAACAACCAGUCCUACUGCAAGUGUCCGGAAGCAAACACUGGUGACGGUCUCAAGAACGGUACUGGCUGUGGAAAAAUUAUCUACAACUGCCAUGACAACUCGGGCUGCCACCCAUAUGCCACGUGUGUAAACCGGACAUGCAAGUGCAAGGACGGAUACAGGGGGAACGGCAACACUUGUAACGACAUCGACGAAUGCGACAUAGAAAACCCGUGUCCAAAAUAUUCUUUAUGCCACAACGAACCUGGUUCCUAUAACUGUACCUGUCAGCCGAGGUUCGAGCGUAUAGGGAGCGAAUGCAUCUUCAAAUGUCGCGUGAACCGUGACUGCCACGCGAACGGCAGGUGCGAGAACCAGGAGUGUCAGUGUCUUCCGGGGUUCGCCGGGGACGGCAUCGGAAGCUGUGAUAACAUCAACGAGUGCACGGAAGGUUCAUUCGAGUGCUCGCCGGACGCCAACUGCCAGGACACAGAGGGGGAUUACACGUGCGUGUGUAAAGACGGCUUCAGCGGGGACGGCAAAAUAUGCGAACGAUUGCCAACAAGCUGCGACGAAAUCUUCCGGAACGCCUCCUCCUCGCCGUCUGGGAAGUACAUCAUCGACACCGACGGCACUGGACCCGUCAAAGCUGUCGAGGUGACUUGUGACAUGCGCAAAGAUAUGGGCAUCACUGUGAUUUAUCCAAAUGACGAGAAUGUCAGGAAGUCCAAGGGGAGCGGCGAGGAUCUCCCUGUGCCUUACACUGCCACACCCGACCAGAUCAAACCUCUGGUGGAUGGAUCUCAGUUCUGUUCUCAGGAGUUCUGGAUAAAGUGUGCUUCAUACUACGACCUUGCGGCCCAUGUUUCCUGGACAGACGACAAGAACAACACACGCACUGGCUGGGGAACAUCACACCAGGGCACGUGUCCGUGCGGCGUACUCGGAGUGUGUAGAAACCCUAAAAGUGUCUGCAACUGUGACGGACAAAACCCCUCUCGGUCAAUUGAUACAGGUAUCAUUGUGGACAAGGCCGAGCUUCCUGCUGUAGAAGUGAAGUUUGACAACAAUGGUCGAAUUGUAGACUGGACAGUUGGACCUUUAAAGUGCGGACCUAAACCAAUAGAUAUUCUCAAGAACUGCCACGAGAUAAAGCAGAAGCUGAAGGUGAAGCUGAGUGGUCCACAGCUCAUUGACGUGGACGGCCCCAACGGCCCCCUCGAUCCCAUCCUCGUUCACUGCGACAUGGAAUCUAAUCCAAACCUCGGGAUCACAGUCAUACCUCAUGACGGGAAUGAGGAAGUUGAGUUCACUGAAACGGGGUCCAAGCCUAUCAACUACCUCGUUCCGCUCCCGGCCGUUGAAGCACUCAUCAAGGGAUCUGUUUUCUGUGACCAGUCAUGGUCUUAUGAAUGCCAGAACGGCAAACAGGAUGUAAAGGUGGGAAUUGGUCAAGAUGGCCGCCCCCUCAGCUACCUCCCCGGGGGUCUUCCCGAUGAGGACGGGUCCUGUGGGUGUGGCGUGACAGACACGUGUGAGGAGCGUGGCUCCAAAUGUAAUUGUGCCAUAGAUGACGGUAAAACCAGGAAGGACUUCGGGAUCCAGAUCGACAGGAACGAUCUUCCUAUCGUGUCCGUCAACGUGUCAUUCAAUGGGCAAAAAAAGGGAGUGUCGUUCGUGGGCCCUAUCCGCUGCAGCAAUGAACAGUUCGGAAUCGAGGCCAACUGCGAGAAGUACAGGUCAGUGGGUAAACAGGACAGCUACACAUAUCUUAUUGAUCCUGACGGUCCACCCACAGACGGAAACGGUAACGUCUAUAGACGACGGAAGAAGAGGGCCCUGCUUACAAAGAUCGCCAACGUCGCUCCGUUUCAUGCUCAGUGCGUGAUGCAGUCAGAACCCCCAAUGGGCAUCACAAUCAUCCAACACAACGAAUAUGCGACGGUGCGAUUCAACCGCGGAAGCAAGGACCUUGCGCUCAACUACAGGUACGUGACCAAAGAUCAGCUGAUGGCCUUGAAGACGAGGUGCACGUACGUCCAACAACACGUCAAACUCACCUGUAACAAGUUCCAGCUCCACCCAUCGGGCCCAAGAGGUAAGUUUGCCAAGUGGACGGCGCUGAUCAACAACUUCAAAUAUACCUACUGGUCCGGAAACGGCACACAUACGAACUGUGAGGGCCCUGGAGGCGAGGAUGUUUGCCAAUGUGACAGCUCGAACACGGCAACCACUCCACUGGUUGAUGAAGGAGAUCUCACCAACAAGAACGCUGUGCCGCUUGGAAAGAUUCAGUUCUACGAAGAAAGCAUUACCGGCGACGGUUACCUCGAUGCGGAGAUUGGACCGUUCAAGUGUUUCGAGGUGUUCAAGACCUGUACGGAUGUGUACAGCGCCGCCAGAAGGAGGAUCAGGUUUGGAGAAAGUCUACCAGAAAACGGCCGCUUCACCAUCGACCCUGAUGGCAGUGGUGGUGUAGAUGCUUUCCAAGUUGACUGCAAGUUUCCCCGCACUAUUUUGCCAGCAACACCAGGCGGCGAUUCAUUGCAAGGCACUGGUACCGACCCAGUUGAGGAGUGUUUUGACAUCACCUAUCUGGACGGCGGUGGGAAGAACCUGUCUCCAGAACAAGUUGUGCAACUUGUGAAGGCGUCGAAUGGAAAAUGCAACCAGAAGCUGAGCCUCAAGUGCACAAACGCCCCCAUUACUGAUCUCAUCAGCUUCACGACAUGCGACGGCGUAAAACAACCAGGAUGGGCCGGCAGUGGAGGUGUGGACAAAUGUGCGUGCGGCGUAACGGGCACGUGCAAGGGCAGCCGCUCCGCAAAAUGUAACUGCGACGUUGAGGACGGUAAGGAGCAUGAGGACGGUGCUAUCAUUGUGGACAAUGCUCGUAUUCCUGUGUGCAAGGUGUGCAUUAAGCUGAACGGUACCCUCUCAGAUCCAUCCAAUCCCAACCCAAGUCGAUCAGCCUCCUUCACCGUCUCCAACCUCGUCUGCAGCAACGGUGUGUCGGGUGUCAGGGCCAACUGCCAGGACGCACGAACCAGCUCCUUCGUUAGUUCCUCCAGCACCAUCUACGUGAGGGCCAACCCUCGUCCCGUGCCCGUCUUCUGCGAUUACAGGGCCUUCCCUCCUGCAGGCGUCUUUCAAAUGUUUCCCAAAGAACCAAAUAUCACCAUUCCCCCCAACCAACCGAUCGACGAAGUUGUGGAAUACUACUCCUUCAAUCUGACGGAGAUCCUUCCUCUGCUCGACAACUUCGAGUAUUGUACCCAGAAGAUUGAAAUGUCCUGCCAAGAUGCCGCCCUCAGUGUACAGGGACAGUUCGGCUGGUAUAACCGACAGGGUGCCGUGCAGUCCUACUGGGUGGAGCCUCUCAGAGAUGGCGUCCCGUGCACGGGUAACAACGGCCUGUGCAACUGUAACCUGCCUGGAAGCCAGGAAGAUGGCGGCCUCAUCAUUGACCAGACAGCGCUUCCCGUCACCCGGAUCAAGCUCGAGGCCUCGUCAGGAACCAGGAAUGUCUUCCUUGGACCCGUUGAGUGUUAUGACAUCAAGAAGGACUGCUAUGAAAUCAUGAAAAGUCGCAACAAACGCACCGUCUACUGGAGGAACAGCACCUACGUCAUCGACCCCGACGGUCCAGGCGGCGUCGACCCAUUCAUCGCUGUGUGCAAGUUUGAUGAGUCCAAUGACAACGCCAUCACAAUGGCAUACCCUAUUGAUGGUGGGCCGAAGACAGUCACAGGUACAGAUAGUAAAGACUUUGAGAUCCCCCUCAACUACCCUGGAGCCACACCAGAACAACUCAACGAACUGGCCAAACACUCUAAGUUCUGUAUGCAGGGAGUGCUAUACGAGUGCAGGGAGUCUCCUAUCGGAUCACUGAAGCUAGCUGAUGGGGACGUUGCACCUGGAUUUGGACUUGCUGAUGACAUAACAACAAAGGGAUGUCCCUGCGGGAAAUUGGGCACCUGCGGCACCAACAACACGUGUCGCUGUGACAACAAGGGGCCAAUGGGAGACUUCGACAGAGGCGUCAUCACCGCCAAGGACGAGCUCCCCGUCGUGUCUGCUUCCUUUGGAGGACAGAGCACCCCUAACGCUGUAGGCAAAGCCACCAUCACGUCACUCAACUGUUCCCGUAUCCCUGACGGUCUGCCAGAGAACUGCCAAGAAGCGGCAGAGAUGGGGAUGACCAGCGGGGAAAUCCUCGUCUACCCUUCCAGCGCCAUCCCUCCCUUCCUCGUCUACUGCGACAUGAACCUCGUCCCCGGAAAAGGUAUUGCUCGGGUGAAGCCGGUGGAUGACCCGGACAAGCCUGUAAAUAGUCCAAAUGGUACGACAGACGUUCCAUACAAAGGUUUGACCGAUGAGCAGCUUAGGAUUCUUAUCGAGACUUCAACGAAUUGUUACCAACCCGUCCUUGUGGAUUGCUUCAAGACAGGGUUUAUCAAGGACGGUUCCUUCUCCUGGAAGGGGUUGGACGGCCAGACCAAAAGGUACUGGGGGAGCGGCAGCAACCUUGCCCAGACCUGCUCCUGUGGAGACGACGGCAUGUGCGGCGGCGUCGGCGGUAAAGACGACAUGUCACAGAGGAAGUGCAACUGUGAGAUCGGUGAUGCAGUGUGGAGGAAGGAUGGCGGCGUGCUCAGCGUCAAGGUGGACCUCCCCAUCAGGAGCUACACCUACACCACCCCCGGCAGUAACGGCGCCCAGGCCAACAUGACCAUCGGCGACUUGUACUGCGGCAUGCAAGAGAUCGAUCUUCCCGUGUGCGACAUGGACUUCGACGACUGCGCGGAAGAGGCGGAGUGUGAGAACAAGAGGGUCAGCGACUUCAACUGCCAUUGUAAGCAGGGCUACCAAGGUCUCAUCCGUGGUCAGGGCAUCAACGACGUGUGGGCCAACGGCAGAGAAUGUUUCGAUGACGACGAGUGUUCCUACCUGAGAUGCGCCUACAGUUCUGUGUGUUUCAACUACCCCGGUGAUUUCAACUGCACGUGCAAGGAAGGGUACAGGACGACUGGGAAGACCACGUGCGAAGACAUUAACGAGUGCACGGAGGGGACACAUGACUGUAAUAAGGACGCUAAGUGUGAGAACUUGGAUGGAAGCUUUAUCUGCAAGUGUAAGAGAGGCUUCGUCGGCGACGGCAGGACUUGUGACGCUCAAGGCCAAUGCGUGUGUUUCGGCGACCCCCAUUGCCUGUCGUUUGACGAGAAGUGGCUGGACUACAUGGGUCUGUGCGAGUACACCAUGAGCCGGGACAACUGUGGUGCCGGGGAACCAACGUACGAGGUCAUCAUGAACUCUUGGGACAAGGAACUCAAUGUACAAUAUGCCGCCUGGGUGAAGGGGAUCACCAUUAAGUACAAAGGCACUGUGGUCGAAAUGAGACAGGGUCGGGAGAUCCGUGUCAACGGACAGAUCAAAGCCGGCUACAGCGGGAACGGCUUCUCCGUGAUCGACACCGGCAGGGAAGCGAUCUUCAGCAGCAACAUCAACCUGACAGUGGCCUGGGACGGGAAGGACAAGGUCCAGAUCUUCGUGGACAAGAAGUUCCAGCAGAAGACGUGCGGCAUCUGUGGCAACUAUAACAACGACGCCAAGGACGACUGGACGAUAGGACCAGGAUGUCCAAAUGCAGGCCAGAUCACAACCAACAACAAUGAAUUCGGUACCUCGUGGGCAUCGGAAACAUCAGCAAAACGCAGUCCCAAGUGUAAGAGGGACUGUGAUGAGCCCCCAUCCAUGAACCCUCCCUGUGGUAUGAGUCAGCAGAUGGCGGCCAUGAUGUGUGGCUAUCUCCUUGGACUGAGGACAUCCGUCUUCAAAGACUGCAUCCCUAAGAUCAACUCCAUCAUCAUGGAGGGAUUGUACAGAAGCUGCAACAUCGACAUGUGCCGCUCGCCCCAGACCGCCAUGGACAACAUGUGCGCCACGGCGGGGAGGGUUGCUGACGAGUGCCGCGCUAUAGGAGAACAGAUCCCGGUAUGGAGGAACGCCAACGGUCUCCGUUGUGGGGAAUCCUGUGGGGUGAACAUGGUGUACAGUGUGUGUGGUGGUAUGGCCGACACCGACCCAGGUCCGGUACAGACGUGUCUAGGGAUGCUGACCAACGCCACGGAAGUCCCGUCCAAGUCGUGUCUGGACGGCUGCUUCUGCAAGGACGGGUACUACAAGGACAAGGACCACUGUGUGCCCGCGGCGGAGUGUGGAUGUAUCUACGAGGAGAACAACACGACCACCUACAUGGAGGCUGGUGAAACAGUCGUCAAUGAUGGCUGCGGAGCGUACAGAAUCUGCAACGAAGGCAACGUGUUCAACAACAAAUCCCUCGUGUGUGACCCCGACGCUGAAUGUGACCUUAACCUAGAACUAGGUGUCUAUGGUUGCCACUGCAAAGCUGGAUUCAUGGGCGAUGGCGAGAAGUGCGAAGAGGAUCCAUGUUACAACGUCAAUUGCACCAAGAACCAGGAGUGCAAGGCGGGCAAAUGUGUGUGCAAGAUGGGCUACACUGCGGACUGCGAGACGUGUGUGGAUAUCGACGAGUGCGCCACGAGGACACACAACUGCACCAAGCCAGGCCAGGAGUGCAGGAACAUCGAUGGCGGGGCGGAGUGCAUCUGCAAGGAGGGCUAUUAUGGCGUGGAGGACUUCUGUCUCGAUUUUGACGAGUGUGCCACAGGAAAAGACAACUGCCCUCCAAACUCUGAGUGCAAGAACACAAGAGGCGGGUUUGAGUGCGUGUGUUGCGGGGGCUUCAAGAAGCAGGGUCUGCAAUGUGUCAGUGAUGGCUCUGGUUUCGAGAGUGUUGGCAAUGGAACAAUAUGCUGUUCCUGCUUCGGAGAGUCCUGCAGCAACCCAGGAAAGGUUUGUGGAAGUGACGGGAAGACUUACAAUUCAGAGAAGGAACUGAUCAUCAAAGCCUGCAAGAACCAAAACUUCGUGGAGAAAUCCUACGAUGGUCCAUGCAGAGAUGACUGUGCCAACACGGAGUGCGAGCUGCCCAGCCAGGUGUGUGUGGUGGAGAAUGGCAAGGCAAAGUGUCAAUGCCCUGUGUGUACGGAGUCGGAGGCCAAUGUUACUAUAGAGGCAGUGUGCUCCUCUACUCACCUGAUGUUCAAGAGCAGGUGCGACUUCGAUAAGUAUACGUGUGGCAUCGGCAACUCGGAGAUCACCAUCGUCUCCACUGGCAAGGAAUGUGAAGGAUCUGGAGCAGGUUACCCUAUGGCACAGUGGGGACCGUGGGGACCCUGCAGUGUUACAUGUGGUACUGGGUUCGAAUCAAGGACACGUGUUCCCCUUGGCAACGCGUUAGACUCAAAUGGCAACCCACUGAAGGAGACGGCCAUCGCCUUGUGCUACAGGACAUGCCCAGAAGGACCCUGCACUGCCACCACGUGCCCCAAGGCCCAGGUGUGUGUUUCCAACAAUGAGACCUCUUCAACCAACUGUACCUGCCGCAAGUGUGACAACCGCGGCUACGACCCCGUCUGCGGCCGUGUGGGCAACUUCGUCAGGACCUACGUCAACCUGUGCGAGCUGGAGAAGGAUGCCUGUGUCAAGACCCUGCCCAUGACAAUCGUACAGGACUUCGCUUGUGAAGUGAAACCAGUGAACUGCUCCAAGAUGGCAGCAUGGGGGUCCAGGAAAGACGACAAGGGGUGCGAGUCCAUCUUCAUGGACUUCGGUCAGUGCGGAGGAGGUUGUGGGCAGAUAGCAACUAAGUGCUGCACGCCCAAAGUUGAACAACAGUCCAUACAAGUCAAGUGUAUCGGACAAACAGCCUACAAUACAACUAUGGAUGUUAUAACCAGCUGUGAUUGUGAGGAAACCAAAGCUCCAAGCAGCACGCCGCGAACAGGCAUCCUUUAAUCUAGGUUGUCUCCCCUUCCUUACUCUGGAUGGAGGCCGUAGAUACACAGAAGCUGAAAGCCACUACAUCACGUCGUACAGUGUUGUGAAACAAACCGAUUCUAAGAUAGUGUGUAAAUAAGGGAAUAUCGUUUUGAUGAUGUGAAUUAGAAAAAAUAUAUUUUAUGAGUUUCAGCAUGUUCCUGAGUAUAAGGCCAAAUACAUAUUUUUUUAAAUCAUUUAUGUUAACAUAUGAAUAUGUGCAGCUUUCUGAUGUCAAUAGUAUCACGUGCAACGUUGCCAAGCUGACGAAAUGUGCAAUAUUUGGGAUACGGGUCUGCUUAUUCACAGAUACCAGCUUUGUCUUCCAGUGCUAUUAUCAGUAGUAUUAUAUUCUGUGAUUUUCUAUUUCAGGGAGAAAUAAAAGAUAUAGUUUGACUAAACUGUUUCCUGUUACUUUGUAUUUCUAUCUAUUUACAGACUUCAUCCAGUGAAUAAAAGUGCAAUAUAG
Messenger RNA from Haliotis rubra (blacklip abalone), 8657 nucleotides. RefSeq lists its product as uncharacterized. NCBI's taxonomy places the organism in Eukaryota, Metazoa, Mollusca, Gastropoda, Lepetellida, Haliotidae. The record is from RefSeq and is a predicted model, not a curated record. Gene Ontology annotation, molecular function: calcium ion binding; protein binding. Bases 116 to 8167 code for a protein of 2683 amino acids. The transcript has 57 exons.